Messenger RNA from Dacryopinax primogenitus, 1061 nucleotides. RefSeq lists its product as uncharacterized. The record is from RefSeq and is a predicted model, not a curated record. Bases 24 to 1061 code for a protein of 345 amino acids. NCBI's taxonomy places the organism in Eukaryota, Fungi, Basidiomycota, Dacrymycetes, Dacrymycetales, Dacrymycetaceae. The transcript has 5 exons. Gene Ontology annotation, biological process: protein import into mitochondrial matrix. Gene Ontology annotation, cellular component: TIM23 mitochondrial import inner membrane translocase complex.
CUCCGAGCGCCUCGCACAGCAACAUGAACACAUUAAGAACAGUACAGCGCCUGCGUCUGACCGUUCGCGUUCACCUCAAGUCACAAACUCGGUUCUAUGCAACGCAUAGAGAUGCUUACCCGACGUCGACCCCACCACCUACUGGCACUCCGUCGCUGCUUUCCCAGCUCCCAUCAAGGUCAGACACGAGCAACGUCGGACCGUUUGCGCUGCAGCUGGAUAGGAGCCCUGCAAGUUCAGAGGAUACAAAGCCGUGGUCGCAGUUGAAUGCUGCUCAAAGGGUGAGGCGCACGACCGCGAGGACGACAAACUUCAGUGUCAUCAUUGCCGGCGCAGGACUGAGUGCUAUCAUCGUAUAUGCGCUUGCGACCGAGCUUUUUGCACGAAACUCGCCGACAGUGCUGUAUGGCGAAAUCUGCGAGAAGCUGAAGGCAUCCUCUCUCAUCACAUCCCAACUCCAUCCUCCCCUCAUAUUCCACAACAACCCCCCGUCCCUCCACGUACCGCGACAUCGUGGUCGGCAAGUACCGGCUCAGAUCGUCGUCGACUCUGCAGGGCGAGAGCACCUCAUCUUCCGGUUCUGGGUCGAAGGCAAGGGUUCGCGACCGACGUUGGCAUCUGAACCGCCAGACGAUCCUGAGGAUCCACUGUGGGAUCGAGCGCUAAAACACGCACGGAAGUUUUCGGUGAAAGUAGCAGACCAGUCACGGAGGGCAUUCGCUUUCUUAGUGGGAGAACCGCUCCCUGCUGCUCCGACGACGCCGAAGACUCUUCCAGCGCCUGCCGAGCCGGUGACGGAGGAGAAGAAACCGAGCGGGUGGGGUAUUGCGGGAAUGUUUAGCGGGAUAAGAGGGAAUAUGGGUGGGAAGAAGAAGGCUGCACAAGCACUCGAACUGGAUUUCGAGGGUGAGGUACAUGUCGAUAUGAUCAAGAACGAACGGGGUGACUUCGUCUAUCAACAUCUAUUCGUGGACAUUCCCAGCACACGGUCUGCCAGGGCAAGACGGAUCUACAUCGAGGGUACGCCGAAGAGCGGGCAACAACAGAUAAUAUGGCAGUAG